Acanthosepion pharaonis is the source of this 471-nucleotide messenger RNA. The record is from the annotation of a GenBank genome assembly. NCBI's taxonomy places the organism in Eukaryota, Metazoa, Mollusca, Cephalopoda, Sepiida, Sepiidae.
AUGCUAUCUAUUAUGUUAUGUCUAUCUAUCACACGAGAUAACUAUUUCCAUCUAUCUAUCGAUCUAUCUAUCACAUUAUGUUCAUAUUUAUCUAUCUUUAAUUGUCUAUUCAACCUAUCUUUAUUUAUUUAUUCAUUUUUUUGUAAUUUUCUUUAUAUCUAUCUAUCUAUCUAUCUAUCUAUCUAUCUAUCCCAGUCUGUUCAUAUCUAUCUAUCUAUCUAUCUAUCUAUCUAUCUAUCUAUCUAUCUAUCUAUCUAUAUAAGGAUCUCUUUACCAUGGAUUUGGAAUUCUGUUAUCUAUCUAUCUAUCUAUCUAUCUAUCUAUCUAACUGGUUAUCUAUGUAUCUAUCACGUUGUAUUUUCAAGAUUAACGACAAUAAAGUGUUCGAUCAACAUUCGUGCCACAUCUAAGCGGAGGUUCGAAUAUCACAGUCUGUUCAGAUCUAUCUAUCUAUUUAUCUAUCUAUUUUAG